Molecule: messenger RNA, 1191 nt
Organism: Aegilops tauschii subsp. strangulata
Lineage: Eukaryota; Viridiplantae; Streptophyta; Magnoliopsida; Poales; Poaceae
Molecular function (GO): DNA binding
Source: RefSeq, a predicted model, not a curated record
UUGGCUCUGUUCCAACUAUGUCCAUUUAUCAAAUUAAUAUGAUACAGUUGAUAGAUAUGGUUCUAGCUAGCUGUGUUUAUAGAUAUGGUUCUAGAUACUAAUUGGUCUCUUCUGCUGCUUAUCAGAUAUGGGGGGAGGCCGCCACCGCAGGCUGCGCUCUGCCACACCGGAGUACGACUUGGAAGGUUUCGAGUUCUUCACGAUCAUACUCGAGAAUUCCUCCAAGAGACAGAGGCUGGCUGACACUUUUAUGAAGAUGUUGGACGGCCAUCGGCCAAAGAAUGUGAAGCUGCGACAGGCCGGCAGCAGGCUUCGCAGGCUGUGGGACAUGGAGGUGGUGUUCAGGUACGACCACAUGUACCUGUAUCGUGGCUGGGAGCAGUUCAUCCGUGCCUACGACCUGCGGCACGGGUACUUCCUUGUCCUCAGGUACGACGGCAACGCCACGCUCACCGUGAAGGUGUUCAACACGAUUAUGUGCCGCAUUCGCUACCAGGACGACGACGAUGCCAGCAAUGGGAGCAGCAGCAGCGACUCUGGCUACAGCAAAAGUAGCAGCGAGUCCGGCUACAGCAAAAGCAGCAGCGAGGAUGAUCCGGAAUGGAGUGGGGAAGAACAGGAGCAGAGCGGGGAUGAGGAGGUGCAGCCUAUUCUGUCUGACGAUGACCUCGCGAUGGUGGUGGCUGACGAUGGCCAAGCGAUGGUGGUGGCUGACGAUGGCCAAGCGAUGGUGGUGGCUGACAAUGGGCAAGAGAUGGUGGUGGAUGAUGAUGACAUAGCGAUGCUGCUGCCUGAAGAUGGCCUCGCGAUGGUGGUGGUGCCUGAAAAUGACCUCGCGAUGGUGGUGGCGCCGGCGAUCCCACAGCCGGGUGACAUGACCAUGCCAAUUGUGGUAGAAGACUACAUCCCACUGCUUCGCCGCUCUAAGCGCAUCAGGAUGAUGAAGGAGAAGGAGAAGAAGGAGGAGUGAAGUAUGUCAGAUUUGCUUUAGAUGAGGAAGCUUGCAUUGAUGGAGUGUACUCUUCUCCUUAUGCUUCCUUUUUGUUUAUGGAAACUUGUUGGAAACUUCUUUUGGAUAUGUAUGUAUAUAUGGAUAUGUUGUUGGAAACUUGUUUUGGAUAUGUAUGUAUAUAUGGAUAUGUUGUUGGAAACUUCUUGUUGGAAAUCAUUGUAUGUUGGAUAUGUUGUUGG